AUUUGAAAGCUUCCUGGUUCUGGUUUCCGGUAACCAUUUUCUAUGUUUACAAACAACAAAGUCGAGGAAAAUCCAUCAUCAUCGGCGUAAUUAUCUGCUGUCAGAUUAAAUCUGACUAUUCUAUUCAUGAAACAAAGUAGCAGCAGAUAUAUAUCUACUCAUAAUUGCCAAUUGUAUGCAGAAUGAGCUUUCUGUUUGGAGGCCGAAGUAACAAGACCUUCAAGCCUAAGAAGAACAUUCCUGAAGGCACGCAUCAGUAUGACUUGAUGAAACAUGCCGCUGUCACGCUGGGCAGCGGGAACCUGCGACAGGCGGUCAUGUUACCUGAGGGGGAGGAUCUCAAUGAAUGGGUGGCGGUCAACACUGUCGAUUUCUUCAAUCAAAUUAACAUGUUGUAUGGAACCAUAACAGAAUUCUGUAUAGAGGAAACUUGCCCUGUGAUGUCAGCGGGACCAAAGUAUGAGUACCACUGGGCAGACGGACAGACUGUGAAGAAACCCAUCAAAUGCUCUGCUCCAAAAUAUAUCGAUUAUCUCAUGUCAUGGGUCCAAGACCAGCUAGAUGACGAAAACCUAUUCCCCUCAAAAAUAGGAGUGCCAUUUCCCAAAAAUUUCCUGUCUAUUGCCAAAACUAUACUAAAAAGACUAUUUCGUGUGUAUGCCCACAUUUACCACCAGCACUUCAAGGAGGUGGUGCAACUGAGCGAGGAGGCCCAUCUCAACACCUCCUUCAAGCACUUUAUCUACUUUGUCCAGGAGUUCAACCUCAUUGAGCGCCGCGAGCUGGCACCGCUACAGGAACUCAUCGAUAAGCUGACCAGCAAGGAUCGCUAGGGUGGCCCCACGCACCACCGGCGAUUCCCGCCCCCAAACAUGUGUGACAGGACUAGUCGAUUUUGAAUAUACACUACUGUUAUCUCACUGCUGUGAGGACAUUUUGGGAUCUGGACAUCUCCUGCAGGGACACGUUUCUAUUGCUGAAUUUUACCCAUGUUCACCCUUUUAUUAUUAUGCGCAUUUUUUCAGCCCAGCAUCCAUUCAUUUCUAUUUGUUGGCCAUGCUUUCAAAUGGAAGACUUUUUUUCGUUUAUCUUUUAUUGUGAAUUUUGAGUUUUUAACACACCUUUUUCUCAUGUUACUCGAUGAUGCUAUUUUGUUCAAACUACUUAAAAACUUCAUAUUCACUCGGUAUAUUUUGUACAUAAGAGUCUUCGUUCAUUUUGAAAUUUCCAAAAAAGUUUGCUUGCAAUCAGUUAUCAGUCUAAUUUUAAAAUUACCUUUUACUAGAUGGAUACUACGGUACAUAUGUACUGCAUUUUAACUAAUAUGUGUUUCUCCUGCCUUUUCUUUUGAUAAAGAAUGUGAAGGGGAAAGACAUGCUUUCUCUGAGAGAAUACAAAAUAUUAAUCAUGUUAUGUUUUAGAAGAUUUGAAUGUGUAUCCAUGUUAUAUGCAGUAAAUAUAUGAUAUGCCAUAUCAAUCUUUGAACUAGAGAAGGCGUGUUUAAGCUUGAAAUAGGGAAUUUUAUUCUAUUUUUAAGGGUGCAAAGAUGACUGUGAUAAGGAAGAAGUUAGAUAAUUUCUUUAAAAUUUUAUUUUGGGGACUUACAAGAAGGAUAGAUAUUUUUGGGGUUUAUUGGGUUUUUAGGUACUGUAGGUGCUGUAUAUCUGAGAACAUGAUCAAUUCUCUAGCAUCAGAUUAUUCUUCAUUUGUAUGUUCACUCAUUCUCUACAAUACAUGCAUGUACAUAUUUAUAUAUAUAGUUUUCUAUUGACCCUCAUUUGAUCCCAUUUUGAUUGUUAUGCCAGGAGAUGAAAAAUAUAUAUACUCAUUUUUUUUUUUAUUUGCCCAUGUAUGCUACACAAUUAUAACGCCCUGUUAACUGGUUCCCUGCUAAACUGGUUCAAGUGCUUAUUGCCAGAGUGCUUCUUGUGUGUCACGACCAAAUAUGGAGCAGGCAAAUUUUAUGUCCUUCAAAGUCAAACUGCUAUUUAGUGCAAUAGGUAAUAACUUGUAUGAAGAUGCUUCUAGAUAUCUGAAUGAAUAUAAACAUGUGUACCAUACGUAGGUUUGCUUAUUUUUGAGCAAUAAUUUUUUAAUAAUUUUUUUUUGAAAAAUUGCGUAAUACAUCCCGAAAUCCUAGCUGUGUCUCUUUGUUAUACACGUCUUUCAGAGUUCAGGAAUAGUGAAUGGAAAUAAGUUUGAAUUAUUGAGCUUGAUCAUUACUGUGUACAUGUGAAGUUCUAGACUUUGUAAAAUGGAUUAAGAUAAUGCAUGCGUUUGCUUCCAGAGAGAUGUUUAAUGUAAAAAAAAAAAUUUAGGCCAUUUUACAUUUUCCAAAUCGCUGUUUCCUCCUUUGAAGUCUUUGUAGUUCAACAAAAAAGAAGUGUAUUAUAAUUUUGGGUUUAAAAUGUACAGCAUAAAAUGUCAAAAUUCAGCGAAAAACGAAAUUGUAAAGCAGGAAGGGGGAAACAUUUAAUUCUCUGCAAGGCUUUUAUUUGUUUUCUUUAUUAUUUGACAAAGAAAGGAGUAUUUUUAUGCCAAAAAUUAUUUUGUGUCAUUGCACAUGUGUCAUUGUUAUUAAUGUAGAUACAUGUAAUGAACAUGAUACCACAUUAAAUCAUACAAAAUCUA
Molecule: messenger RNA, 2631 nt
Organism: Magallana angulata
Lineage: Eukaryota; Metazoa; Mollusca; Bivalvia; Ostreida; Ostreidae
Product: MOB kinase activator 1B
Exons: 4
Coding region: 183-833 (216 amino acids)
Biological process (GO): positive regulation of protein phosphorylation; hippo signaling
Cellular component (GO): nucleus; cytoplasm
Molecular function (GO): protein kinase activator activity
Source: RefSeq, a predicted model, not a curated record